AUGCUCGUGAACAAAAAGGACUUCAAGUACAUCACGAUCGAACCAAAAAUCCACGAAGUCGAUGAUCUGUGUUUUCCACCAAUUCUGCUAUCAAAGCUGCCGCCAUUUCCCGCCGGUAAUUGGAACUAUGGCCGCAUCUCGCAGGCAGCGGAGAACGCGACGACGUUCUUCGCAGAGACCUCCAGGAAAGACUUUCCCUCAAUCACGCCUCUAUGGCAUGCAAAGUCCUACGACUACUUAUCCUUCAAGAUCGGACAGCGACUGAGGGCAAAUGUCUACGUGGCAUCUUCUCCGCAAUUCAGGAAACCAAUAAUCGCCAAAUUUGCAAGAUUCGAGUGGGAAAUAGGAUACUAUAUCACUGAGACUCAAGCUUAUUCGUGGAUAGAUGGCAGCAGUAUCGGCCCAGAGUUCUUAGGAUACCUGACUGAAGAUGGCUGGGUUAUUGGGUUCCUCAUCGAAAACGUUGAUGGCCGCCACGCUACCAUCUCGGACCUUCCUGCCUGCAAGGCUGUUGUUAGACAACUGCAUGGAUUGGGUAUCCUUCACAAGGAUCUAAAUAAGCACAACUUUUUGAUUUCGGAAGGGGGUGCUGUUCUUAUCGAUUUUGAGACAGCAGAGCGAUCGGAUGACAGUGAGGCCAUGGAGGCGGAACUAAGGGGGUUGGAGGAACAGCUGUUAGAUGAGUCAGGUAUUGGUGGGGUAAUUCUGGACGAGGAGGAGAAGGAGACUUAA
Hyaloscypha bicolor E is the source of this 732-nucleotide messenger RNA. Its product is annotated as alpha-galactosidase A precursor. The transcript has a single exon. The coding region runs from base 1 to 732 and encodes 243 amino acids. The record is from RefSeq and is a predicted model, not a curated record. Lineage: Eukaryota; Fungi; Ascomycota; Leotiomycetes; Helotiales; Hyaloscyphaceae.